Messenger RNA from Poeciliopsis prolifica (blackstripe livebearer), 3769 nucleotides. RefSeq names its product lipoprotein lipase (gene lpl2a). Gene Ontology annotation, molecular function: apolipoprotein binding; lipoprotein lipase activity. Gene Ontology annotation, biological process: lipid metabolic process. The record is from RefSeq and is a predicted model, not a curated record. Bases 314 to 2176 code for a protein of 620 amino acids. The transcript is spliced from 11 exons. NCBI's taxonomy places the organism in Eukaryota, Metazoa, Chordata, Actinopteri, Cyprinodontiformes, Poeciliidae.
AGUUUGAUUCCUAUUUCUUAAGUUUGUUUGAUCAUCGGCAGAUAACAGCAAGGAAAUGAGAAAAUGUGUUUGAUUUAUCAAAGCUAAUAUUUGGGUUUACGAUUUGAGGACCCUGAGAGACAAGCGGGGACCGUGGGUGACCUCUCAUAUCUUAUGUUGUCCCCUGCCAGAUGCCGCCCUGGGCGGCUGCAGAAUCGUCACUGUCAGGAAGUGACAGAUAAAAGCAAAUGAGGAGGAUUUGAUUUGAUGCCAGGAUUUUUCUGCUGUCCAGCAACAGAGCCAGUGCUUUACACUGAGAAAUCAGACCGAUGACAUGCAUUUGCUAUUUGUAUUGAGUCAUGUGGAUUAUGUAACACUGAGUCCUGAGAUCAGAUGCUUCAGAAAGCUUUGUUUGUCCAAAUGGAGGAAGACGUUCAGUCUGCAAGAGGGAUGCUAUGUUGUCCCCAACAUGCAGCCCAAUCAUUUACCUUCCGCCCGGAGCUCCGCAGCCAAUGACGAGGCAGAAGUUCGCAGGCGCUAUUUAAGACGCAUUCAGUCCAAUGCGGCCCAGACGACAGCGCUAAACGCCCACCAAGACGGGAACUGGAGUCCGUCCAUCGUGGGACUCGCGUCAAUUAGAGCCAUUCUGUCAGAGGAUCUGUGGCUGGAAGAGAUGAGAGCCUGGCAACUUUGGCUUCUGUGCUUCGUGGUGUUGAAUGCGGAUGCGCAAAAAGUGACUUCCCAGGGAGAAGAUCCGGCUGAUUCUUCAUUUGGCAACUUCCUUGACCCCCUGGAAGACCUGUUUGACGAGGAUGAACAUCACUCGGCUAUCGCAAAAUUCUCCCUGCGUGAUCCAUCCCAUCCCGACGACGACCUCUGCUACAUCGUUCCCGGGAAACCAGAGACCCUGGCAGCCUGCGCCUUCAACAGCACGGCCAAAACCUUCCUGGUGAUCCACGGCUGGACGCUGAGCGGUAUGUUUGAAAGCUGGAUGCCGAAGUUGGUGUCUGCGCUGUACGAGAGGGAGCGGACGGCCAACGUUGUUGUGGUGGACUGGCUGAGCUCGGCUCAGAACCACUAUGUGGUCGCAGUUCAGAAAACCAAAGCAGUGGGAAGAGAGAUUGCACGCUUCAUUGACUGGAUCGAGGAAACCACCAACCUGCCUCUUGACAAGCUGCACCUGAUCGGCUACAGCCUGGGCGCUCAUGUGGCUGGAUUUGCUGGCAGCCAUGCCAGCAACAAAGUUGGACGGAUUACGGGGCUGGAUCCAGCUGGGCCUGACUUUGAGGGCGAACACGCCCACAGGCGCCUCUCUCCAGAUGACGCCCACUUCGUGGACGUCCUCCACACCUUCACUCAGGGUUCGCUGGGUCUCAGCAUCGGGAUACAGCAGCCCAUCGGCCACGUGGACAUCUACCCCAACGGGGGCAGCUUCCAACCGGGCUGCAACAUGAGGGGCGCCUUGGAGAAAAUCGCUAACUUUGGGAUAUUUGCCAUCAAUGACGCGGUGAAGUGCGAACACGAGCGCUCCAUCCAUCUUUUCAUCGACUCGCUGCUGAACGAGCAGGAACCUGCCAAGGCCUACCAGUGCGGCAGCAACGACAUGUUCGACCGCGGCAUGUGUCUGAGCUGUCGCAAGGGCCGCUGCAACACUGUCGGCUACAGCACAAGCCAAAUCCGCAGGCCGCACAGCGUUCAGAUGUACACCAAGACGCGAGCUUCCAUGCCUUUCAGAGUUUACCAUUACCAGCUGAAGAUCCACUUCUCCAGUAAAGUGAACGCUUCAGAGAUGGAGCCGUCUCUCACUGUCUCUCUGUAUGGAACCAAAGGAGAGGCUGAAAACCUGGAGCUUAAGCUGAAGGAAAGACUGGAGACAAACAGGACACAUUCGUUUCUUCUGGUCACUGAAACGGAUAUCGGCGACCUGCUGAUGUUGAAGUUCAAGUGGAUGGAGACAAACAGCUGGUCGGUGUCCAACCUGCUAAAGAUGGUUUCCUCUUGGUGGUCUGGGAACGCCGACGGUGUGGAGGUUCACAAAAUCCGUAUCAAAAGUGGCGAGACGCAACAAAAGAUGGUUUUCUGUUUGAAAGACCCCGAUGCCCACAGCUCACACUUGGUCACAUUUGUUAAAUGUAAAAAUGAAUGGAGAAUGAAACGUAAACCAAUUUCAAAGAGAGUAACUCUGAAGAAUGACUGACGAUAAGGAAAAUAUGUUGUUUAAAAUUUGACCAAUUAGGACAUAAUUUAUACACUGUUUGUAUCUUUCUGACAUAAAAAAACCCCUUGUAUAUAUAUCUACAGAUGUUGAGUAAUUCAUGUAAAUGCUGUAAAAUAUCUUGCAAAAAGCUUUUUUUUAUGAUGCAUAACUAUUGUCAUUGAAAUAAAGUAUUUAUAAAAUAAGUAAGUUAUUUAUGGCACUAUUACACCUUGAUGCACAGCAGUGGUAUAACUUUAAUUAGAAACAUUUCUUUACUGCUUGUCCUAAAACUGAUAUCUUUGUUUUAGAAAACAAUUGGCAAAGACUCGUAGUGGCUGAUAAAACCUAAUCAGUGUGGAUGUUUAUAUUUCCAAGGACUUGGAGGUUAUUUUUAUGGGUCAUAGACGAAUGGAAAAACAUGGUUGUUUGGUGUAAAGAGGGUAAAGGUUGAACAUUUUCGAAUGGAAACUUACAAACUCGGAUGUACUUUAAAGGAUCGCUCAAGUUGAGCUGCCUGACUGGAUUUACCAGGUUGGAUCUGCAGGUAGUAAUGUCAUAAAAUAUAUACAGACACCAUAAAAAUUUUUUAGCAUUCACCACUGCUUAGUGCAAACACUCACCACAUAUUCUCUCUAUGGUUUUCUCAGUUUUUCACCUCGGUGUGCAAUGAAGUCGUCAUUUUGAAUUAUGACUUUUACUGAAGGAACCAAAGCAGCCGAAGCUGUUUUGUGUUGUAGUUUGUGCUGCUACUGUAUAGCUCUGUUGUGACAAAAAGAUGUAGCAAACUGUUGAUAUAUAUUUCAUAAGCAUGUGAUGCUAGUUUUGAGUAUUUUCUGUGUCCUUUGGUUCGUUUUCAUUCAUUCAACUGUUAUCCUCACCUCUCCAGAGAUCGGUACUGUUAUCAUUGUGACUUUAUGUUGCAUCUUACACAUGUGCACAAAUAGAGAAUAUUUUCCAUGUACUGUAAAUCUAUCUAAAUACCGUAACAAUGUUUUUAUUAAGAACCACUGUCUUAUAUUUUUGUCUAGAUGAAUGUUUUUCUAUCAUUUUUGUACAUAUUUGUAAAGGAGUCAAACACUGUACUGUAUAAAUUCUUUAAUAAACAAUAUUUGCCAAAGUUAAGCUGUCUACUUCAGUUUGAAAUUGCGAUGGAAAAUUUUAUUUUUUGCCGACACUUUAUUACCAAAUUCAAAUUUGUUUUUGAUUCAAGAAGAACAGGUUAAACUCUCACAUGGCCAUUUCUGAUUUAAAAGAGCAACAAAGCCUGAGAUGACCCAAACUGGGAUGAAUUGUUUCUUCACGUUCUUACUGUUGUGACGCACAUGGUUUUGUUUUUCUCCCGGCUGUCUCAAGGAGACACAGAGAGGAAUCUAACUAAGACACUUGGAAACUUAUUAUUUUUUUUUCAGUAGUAGUAGUAGUAAUGACAAAAUUGUUUUUAUUCCAAAUUAUUUCUUGGUUCUUUUCUCAUAUUUGUUAUAUUAUACAAUACCUUUAAAAAUACAUUCAUUAGUGCCUUUUCUUGUGAAUUUAUGGCACAUUAAGAAUAGAAAGUUGUGCAACAUUAAGUGAAAGGAAAAAUACAACUUGGGA